Trichoderma asperellum CBS 433.97 is the source of this 641-nucleotide messenger RNA. The record is from RefSeq and is a predicted model, not a curated record. Lineage: Eukaryota; Fungi; Ascomycota; Sordariomycetes; Hypocreales; Hypocreaceae.
CAGCUGUUCCAGCCUCUCAGCCACAGCCCUCAGAGCCUUGAGUGGCUGCUCGGGGUUCAGCUAGAGUCCGGUUAGCAAGGGCCCAGCGCGCCGCCUUGCUGGGGAUCACCACCACCGAGGUAGCACUGCUUCGUCCUUCGGCCCCCGUGCUUGUAUGUAGUAGCGAAAAUGCCCACAUUCCUGACCUAUGUGGCUUUUUCUUCUUUUUUUCUUUUCUUUUCUUUUCUUUUUUUUUUUCUCCGGUUGCGGCUCGCUAUUGGCCUGCUUGUGUCACCGUCUCUUCUCUGGGCGCGCGGGAAUGCGGAAUUUCGACAAUGCUCCCCGAGUUCCGUUCAAGCAGUUCGGCCCGGCACAUCUGCCAGAACAGCGGCUUCAGCGACUCCCGAUUCGUACUGUACUGCGGACCAGAUCAAGUCUGGCUGCGGAGCUGCUUCCGUCGCCACACGCCGCAUCACCGCUCGGCUACUAGCUUUGUCUCUCCCCCAAGCCAAGCAGCGGCAGGGCACCGAGUUGUGUGAGAGCUGUCAGUGUCGAGAUGUUACCUGUCACCUUUCGGCUUGGCCCAUACCAACAUAGUCUCAGCUUCCGCUCCACCUCCAAUCGCUAGAUGCUGCUCAGAGCUGUGCUGGAGCGUUCUAGUA